AUGGCCGGCGGUGGAGGAAAAUACCGACACCUGGGUCGCAAGUCUUCGCAUCGACAGGCUUUGCUCCGCAACCUGGUCACCUCACUCUUCGAGAAUGAAUCAAUCACAACGACAUGGGCCAAAGCUAAGGAGGCUCAGCGAUUGGCAGACAAGUUGAUCACCCUGGGUAAGAAGAACUCUGAGGCCAGUCGGAGACGGGCACUGGAGAUUUUCUAUAAACCUCACGCCAUCCUUCCCAAACUCUUCGGUCCCCUCCGUGAACGCUACGCCGAACGCCCUGGUGGCUACACCCGCGUGCUCCGUGUUGAGCCGAAGCAGAAAUACGAAUACUACAACCGCCCCAAGGGUAGCACAGAUGACCCCGAGCGCAAGCCACACGACCAAGCCCCCAGUGCUAUUCUGGAACUUGUUGAUGGACCCAAGGAUAUGCGCUUUGCCAUGACAGCUCGCACCGUGCUGCGCCAACGCGAGCGUGGUAUUGAGAACUUGAAUCAGCUUACCGCGCUGAACGUACGGAAGGUGACUCAGUUCCGAAAGGAGGGUAUUGAGGCGUUGGAGAGUGCUAUUUCAAACUUGAAGAUCGCGGAUAAGAAGGCUUCGGAGGCCUCAGCUAAGACUACCUCAAAAUAG
Messenger RNA from Penicillium odoratum, 630 nucleotides. Its product is annotated as mitochondrial 54S ribosomal protein bL17m. Gene Ontology annotation, biological process: translation. The coding region runs from base 1 to 630 and encodes 209 amino acids. The record is from RefSeq and is a predicted model, not a curated record. Lineage: Eukaryota; Fungi; Ascomycota; Eurotiomycetes; Eurotiales; Aspergillaceae. Gene Ontology annotation, cellular component: ribosome; mitochondrial large ribosomal subunit. Gene Ontology annotation, molecular function: structural constituent of ribosome. The transcript has 2 exons.